AAAGCAAAAUAAAUUUAGUCAAAAGUGGCCAUUGGGUCUUCCUAAGGCCUUGAACUAUAAAGAUAUAUACAUGCUUCCUUCAAGGCAACCUCCAAUUCUCAUCAGUCCAAACUCUCUUCCCUUAGCUACUUGUAUUUUCUGCCUAUGCCCUGUAAGAAAGAAGGUGAUCAUGGAGCUAGGCCUAAGCUUAGGAGACAAUUCAAGACCUUUCAGCUUCAUGGAAGAGCCUCGUGAAGCUUCCAACCAAUCAGGUUUACAAUUUAACACCACCUUAUCAAUUGGUCCAGUCAUUACUAAACAAAUAGAUCAACAACAAGAACAAGAACUACUAACAGUACAAAGAAACAAACACAAGAGUGACAGCACCACAGAAGAUCAAAAUCAUGAAGCUACAAAUGAAUCCCUUCUUUGUCCUUCUCUCAAAGCCAAUAACAAACUUGAUAUUCUACCUCACUUUUCAUCUGGUGGUACUUCAAGGGGCUUCGACAUGAACAUGCCGGCGGAGGAUGAGGCCGAGGAAGAGGCGGCGCUGUCAUCGUCCCCCAACAUGUUCAGAAGAAAGGGGAGGAGGAGUGAUGAAGAUGAGAACCGUGGCAGAACCAGGAAGAGGCUUAGACUUUCUAAGGAACAAUUUAGUUUCCUUGAAGAAAGCUUCAAAGACCACAACACUCUUAACCCUAAACAAAAGAUUGCUCUUGGGAAACAACUCCAUCUUCACCCUCGCCAAAUAGAAGUAUGGUUUCAAAACAGAAGAGCAAGGACCAAGCUGAAGAAGAUAGAACUUGACUGUAAGUACUUGAAGAAGUGCUGUGACACACUUACAGAAGAGAAUACAAGGCUUCACAAGGAGCUUCAAGAGUUGAGGGCUUUGAAGACUAGUAUUGAUGAUUGAUGAACCAUCCUAAAGCACUGCCAAAACCAUUGAUGAUUGAUGAACCAUCCUAUAUAAAGCCAUUUUGAAUUAAAUUAAUUAGAUUGAAGGUAGUGCUGCUACAUGUUUGUGGGAUUGACUUUGUACAUUGGGAAAGUUUUGAGAUACUAAGAUAUUGUUUAUUAGUCCGUAGGAAUAUAAUUCUGAUAUUUGGGUUUUGUAAUUUUCCGAGUUUUAAUC
Molecule: messenger RNA, 1111 nt
Organism: Lotus japonicus
Lineage: Eukaryota; Viridiplantae; Streptophyta; Magnoliopsida; Fabales; Fabaceae
Product: homeobox-leucine zipper protein HOX11-like
Exons: 4
Coding region: 71-892 (273 amino acids)
Biological process (GO): regulation of DNA-templated transcription
Molecular function (GO): sequence-specific DNA binding
Source: RefSeq, a predicted model, not a curated record